This is a messenger RNA of Penicillium mononematosum, 1425 nucleotides long. RefSeq names its product putative serine peptidase, family S28. The record is from RefSeq and is a predicted model, not a curated record. The transcript is spliced from 4 exons. The coding region runs from base 1 to 1425 and encodes 474 amino acids. Gene Ontology annotation, molecular function: serine-type exopeptidase activity; dipeptidyl-peptidase activity. Lineage: Eukaryota; Fungi; Ascomycota; Eurotiomycetes; Eurotiales; Aspergillaceae. Gene Ontology annotation, biological process: proteolysis.
AUGCAUUUUUCAACUAUGAUUAAGGGGAUUGCAACCCUGGCUGCGCUGUCCGGUACAGCUACAGGAAUUGUCACAUCGCAGUUCAAGCGCGAUCUGAAGCUUUCCGCUGAGCUGGGAAUUCAUCCGGAUAUCCUGCUGGGUCAAAAGACCACGGUGCAUGAUGUUACCAACUCCCAGCUUGAUGCGACCAUUGAGGCAGAGUAUGUUUCGCUCCCAAUUGACCACAGCAACUCUUCGGUUGGCCACUAUCGGAACCGCUAUUGGGUAACCGAAGCGCAUUACAAGGAGGGCGGACCGGUCUUCGUGUUUGAUGUGGGCGAAUCAACCGCGGAACCUGCGGGGCAAACCUAUCUAAGCAAUUCGAGCACGUUCUUUUAUCAGUUGGUUAAAGAGUUCGGUGGAAUUGGUAUCGUUUGGGAGCAUCGGUACUAUGGGGAUUCUCUUCCCUACAACGUCAGCCUGGAUAUGGAGCCUGAACAUCUCCAGUACCUCAACAAUAAACAGGCUCUGGCAGACAUACCAUACUUUGCGGCCAAAUUCACUCGCAAAGAUUACAGUGAUGUGGACCUGACCCCAGCUGGAACACCAUGGGUCAUGGUCGGAGGCUCGUACGCUGGCAUGCGAGCGGCGUUUACCCGUCAAUCGUAUCCCGAUACUAUUUACGCUUCUUUCGCUUCGUCCGCCCCUGUCGAAGCACGAAUCGACAUGAGUGUCUAUUUUGACCAGGUGUAUGACGGCAUGGUUACAUAUGGACACUUGAACUGCACCAGGGACAUCAAGGCUGCACUGGAGUAUAUCGACGAGCAACUCUCCAAGAGCGAAUCGGCCGCAGCAGCCAUCAAGCGGGAAUUCUUCGGUGAAGGCGCCGAAAAGAACAGCAACGGUGAUUUCACUGCCGCACUCGGGACGAUUUACAACUUUUUCCAAUCAUAUGGUAUGGGAGGUGGUGUGGGCAGCCUGGAGUCAUUCUGCGAACACAUGGAGACCGACCCGAAGACUAGCGCAGCGGCGCCCCCAGAAGGAUUCGCUCCGACCCGGGGAAGAAUGAAUAUGAAUAUGAAGACCAACUGCAAGAAACUUGAAACCAGCGAAGCGCUCGAGUGCGAUCUGGGGCCACCAUCCGCCGAUCCAGACACCAUCAGCUGGACAUGGCAGUACUGCACUGAAUGGGGUUACUUCCAGACCAACAACUUUGGAGCUCACUCGCUGCUGUCAAAAUAUCAGACACUCGAAUAUGCGCAGGAAUAUUGCAACAGAUUCUUCCCGGAGGCUGUUGAGAAGGGUCUGUUCCCCAAACACCCGCAGAUCGAGGCGACCAAUGCGGAGACCGGCGGAUGGUCUAUUCGUCCGUCCAACGUUUACUGGAGCGGCGGCCAGUUUGAUCCGUGGCGGACUUUGUCUCCCUCGCCGCGGGCACACGGUUAG